AUGGUGAAGAACGCAUCACGCUAUGCCUGGCGUAAGGGCAAUCCGGGCCGCUACAAGACGUUCCAGAUAACCAUAUCUGAGAUCAAUGAGGCUGAAGACCUACUCACCAAGGACACCGCCAAGGACACCACCGAGGAUGCUUGCGGACCAAUUGCCGACAAUAGACUCAACCUCAGGCUGGAGGCAGUGAAGAAGCAACUGAACAAGGUUGAGCGCCCGCUGGAGAACGUACAGGAAGAUCGACUGGCAGACUCGAGGGGAGACACUGUGACUCCGUUGAAGGAGGAAGACGAGGAGGAGGGAGAAUUACCCGAAGAUGAAUUAAGCACGAUGUCUCUCGUGGAAAAGAUGUCUCUGUUUGCGCAAUUCGAGCGAGAGCAAAGACUAGGUAAAGCGAAGGCCCACUCGCCACGGCACCCGCGUCGCAAGAACGCGCUACGCUCACAGACUCAGCCCGUCACCGUGUCAGAGGUCAAAGAGGCUGCCGUCCUCGCGGACGUGAUAGAGCGUCGGCAAACACCUGAGAAGCGUGCGAGUCCUGAGAAGCAGGUGGCGCCACCUGGCUCUGAGGAAGCAGGGACGACGAAGGCGCCGGAAGCCACCAGUAGGUGGCGUAGCGGUGCUGAAGCAGACGACAAUGCGUCCAGUGGUUACCAGGACAACAGCUCUAAGCUGAGCCUAGCCGAGAAGCUGCGGCUGUUCACCGCAGCCGCAAAGAGAGCACCGCACCGCCCCCUGGGGGUGGCACCGCGUCGGCGGCGACGGGCAAACGUGUCGCGAUUCUCGACUCAGCCGGUGACAGAGGAGGAGGUGAAGGAGGCGGAGUUCACCUUCAACCCACUCUUGGCUUCACUAGUGAAACCUCCAGAUGCUGGCAUCCUCUCCGGUCUUCCCAUUCGGGCAGCUCGCUCUCUUGCUUACACGAUGGCAGGACAGACUCUGGCUGGAUUAGCAGAUAAACGCACACGGAUUACAUCACAGUCCAACGAAGAAGAAGUGCUACCGUUUCCCGCAGAGGUAGACCCAGCAAAAGUCAAGGAAGAGAUAGCGAAGGUCGUCGAAGACAUAGCAAGGAUCGCGGAAAACCCAGCAGAUAUCAUCGAAGCUCCAGCACAGGUCUUGAAAGGUCCUUUAAAGGUCUCAGAAGCCGCAGCACAGGUCGUGGAAAACCCAUCAAUUGUUACAGAAGAUCUAGUAAAGGACAUGGAAUGCAUAGCAAUGGCUGCCGAGGACGAGUCAGGCAUCCUGAAGAACAAUUAUGAAGCUGGCUCUAUAGAAGAAAGAUCUGAACUGGUUGUAAAGAUGACAACAAUUUCAAUAGAGGAAAGCGAUGAGAAGAAUGGAAUGCAUCGUACGCUGAGAGAUGAGACACAGACGGAGAAGGCAGAGAUGAUGUCAGAAUAUCGAGCCGGGCCGACGUUAACGGAGUCUCGUCGUUGUGGCAGCAAGGUGAUGGAGGCGGACGACAACGAGGGGUCGCCACCGGCGACCAACUGCAGCACUCCGCUGCAGCAGAGGCUGGCUUUGCUCGAGAAGCAAGGAAAUGAGGGCUGGAAAAAACGGGUAAAGCAACCAGACUUGGGCUGCAUUACUAACGUGACGUUGCCAUCUGGAGAGGAAGUACCCGUUCAUCUCAGGGGAAAGAGUGUCAUCGAUCGUCUGUCUCAGCUCGAGACGUCACAGGAGGGCUGGAAACAGAGGCGGCCAGAGCGAGACAGUGCGCAGUUUACAGUCGCCGGCAAGAUGGGCCUGACCUUUGACACAAGCUCGCCGCCGACGACGCCUAACAGAUUGAGGAAGAACAAGAAAACGCCCCCGCAGAAGGUGUACAUGGGUAGCCGCCCGCGCAGUCAGACAGACCCGAGUGUGGAACUGAAAGAAGAAGUGAGAACACCGAUACGUAAGAGCGAUAGCCUUAGUGCAGCUGAUCGAAAGGUGAACAGCGAGAUUUUGACUCCUAUCAUGCCGAAAACAGAGGGCGCCACCUACCGUGUCGCCACCGCAGUGAAAGACGGCAGCACAUAUCAUACUUCGACUCCGCUGGUUGGCGCUGAAGACCCAGCGGCGACCCGCGUUGCCUUGCCGACCACCAAUGAUGACAGCUUUGAGAAGUUCUUCGUGAGCAAGCAGGAAGGUCAGAGGUUGUUGGAGCUGGAAGACAGCGACCUUGAUGCAGUGAAGACAGAAUCGAGUGACAGGCUACAGUUCGGGCGGACCGUGAAGCACUACGAAAGAAGCUGGCAGUCGGAACCCGUGAGGGGCACUACAGCCCGAGUGACCUUCAGCUGA
Priapulus caudatus is the source of this 2289-nucleotide messenger RNA. Its product is annotated as supervillin-like. Lineage: Eukaryota; Metazoa; Priapulida; Priapulimorpha; Priapulimorphida; Priapulidae. The transcript has 13 exons. The coding region runs from base 1 to 2289 and encodes 762 amino acids. The record is from RefSeq and is a predicted model, not a curated record.